GACUCGCAGCGGAGAGUUGGAGAGGGAGCGCGCACGAGAGAGAGGGAGACGUAGCUCCUGAAAAACCAGAGGCUGGGAGAGAGAGGAGGGACGGAGGAGGUGACAGACCUGCUCCGCUGGGAAUAGGCUACAGCUUACUGCUAAGUGCCAUCGGCAGAGUAGGCUCACAAAACGCACCUCCGCUGUAAAAUGCAACAAUAAGGCACCGAGCAGCGCCGUGUAGCUGUCAGCGAGCUCCGCGAGGAUCUGCGUGGUUUUGACUCUGCUGUGUAGGAACUAACUGAGGGGAGAAACAGUGGGGCUUCAUGGGGAGUUUGUGCAGCUUCUUCGAGAAAAACGCCUGGAUUAUCUGACUUUUGAUUGAUUUCUUAUUUUUUUGGACGGGGCGCUGGACGUUUUCAAGGCGAUACUGCGUUUCUCUGCUGGGCCAGCUGCAGCCUGCGACCUGUUUUUGGUUUUUAGCAGCGACGUGUAGUUUUCGGAGCUCCGGUCAUGGCGGACCAAGAGGAGACUUUUGUCCUCCAAAACUCUCCAGGUGGCUCGGAUUCGAGAGAAUUACAGAGCGAUAAUAAAUCAGAGAAACAGAACGGGACCUCAAGCAAAUCCCCGUCAUCACAGACAACUUAUAUCCAGCAGGGAAUGGAGGGAAUAAAGGUCUACCUGCACGAAAGGGAACUAUGGACGAAGUUUCACGAGGUGGGGACGGAGAUGAUCAUCACCAAAGCGGGACGGAGAAUGUUUCCCAGCUUCAAAGUGAAGGUCACAGGAUUAAACCCUAAAACGAAAUACAUUCUACUUAUGGAUGUUGUUCCAGCUGACGACCAUCGAUACAAAUUCGCCGAUAAUAAAUGGUCUGUGACUGGGAAGGCAGAGCCUGCCAUGCCCGGGAGACUCUACGUUCACCCGGACUCUCCCGCCACGGGGGCUCAUUGGAUGAGGCAGCUCGUCUCCUUCCAGAAGCUGAAAUUGACCAACAACCACCUGGACCCGUUCGGACACAUCAUCCUCAAUUCGAUGCACAAGUAUCAACCGAGGAUUCACAUCGUGAAAGCGGAUGAAAAUAAUGGCUUUGGUUCCAAAAACACGGCCUUCUGCACUCACGUCUUCCCGGAAACAUCUUUCAUUGCGGUGACAUCCUAUCAGAACCAUAAGAUAACCCAGCUGAAGAUCGAGAACAACCCAUUUGCAAAAGGAUUCCGUGGUAGCGAUGACAUGGAAUUGCACCGGAUGUCCAGAAUGCAAAGUACCAAGGAGUAUCCAGUAGUGCCUCGCAGUACAGUGCGGCAGAGAGUGGGUUCCAGCCAGAGUCCAUUUAGCGGGGAGGUCCAAGGCCUGGCCACACCAAACAGCCUGAGCUCCCAGUACUCCCAGUGUGAAAAUGGUGUCACAAGCAGUUCACAGGACAUGCUGCCCCAGUCGGGUUCCUACCCCCUGCCUCAUGAGCAUGGCCAAGAGUACCACUGUAUCAAGAGGAAAGUGGAUGAUGACUGUCACUCAGGAGAUCACAGCUACAAGAAAGCAUAUCUGGAGAGCUCAUCGAGUGAGGAGGACCAUUACUACCGCCCUGUUGGCUACGCUCAGAGCCUCAGUCUCUCCGGUGGGCCUUACCGCAGCGAGUCUAGCCAGCGGCAGGCCUGUAUGUAUGCCAGUGCCUCACAAAGCGCUGAGCCUGUUCCCAGUUUGGAAGACAUCAGCUGCAACACUUGGGCCAGUGUAUCACCCUAUGGUAGCUGUUCUGUCACCACCAUGCAGCCCAUGGAUCGACUGCCCUACCAACACUUCUCCGCUCACUUCACCUCAGGGUCUCUGGUGUCCAGACUAGGUGGGGUGGGAGGCCACGCCUCUCCACAGCUAGGUGAUGGCCACCACGCUGCAAUGUACCAGAGCUCUAUGACCCAUCAGACUCUGGGCCGCCAAUGCAGUCCCGGGGCUGGGAUCCAAUCACCAGCAGCCAGUCUGCAGGGAAAUGAGUACCUGUAUACACAUGGCAUACCACGUACACUAUCACCACACCAGUACCACUCUGUACAUAGUGUAAGCAUCAUGCCAGAGUGGAGUGAGAACAGCUAA
Messenger RNA from Neolamprologus brichardi, 2070 nucleotides. RefSeq names its product T-box transcription factor 5a (gene tbx5a). Lineage: Eukaryota; Metazoa; Chordata; Actinopteri; Cichliformes; Cichlidae. Gene Ontology annotation, molecular function: DNA-binding transcription factor activity, RNA polymerase II-specific; RNA polymerase II cis-regulatory region sequence-specific DNA binding. The record is from RefSeq and is a predicted model, not a curated record. Gene Ontology annotation, biological process: regulation of transcription by RNA polymerase II; cardiac left ventricle formation; cell fate specification. Gene Ontology annotation, cellular component: chromatin; nucleus.